UCCCGACAGGUGGUUUUCUUGAUACCAAUCAGAUUUUAAAAUUGCGUAGUUUUUUCAAGCCGGUUUCGUGUUCGUCGGGUUAUGUGUCUUCGUGAUUAAUGUAAUUAUAAUGGAUAUAAAUCAAUCGCUAAAUUUGUAUAUCACGCAUGUGGAGCCAGAGGGUCCUUUUUUAAAGCUAUGGGGACAAAUAGACAAACAAACACCUAUUUUGGUGGAAGGGGUGCUAAAAAGCCUUACCCCACAACUUGAUAAUGGUUUAUAUGAUAUUAACUUGGAGAACGUGCAACACGGAAAAUUAGUUUGUGCGAAAUAUAAAGACAACAAAUAUUACAGAGCAAGAAUCAUAAAUGUAUCUCCAAAUGGUUAUGUUGAGGUUAAUUUCUUUGACUUUGGCAACAGAGAAAUUCUUCCUUUCCAAAACUUAAGACACUUGCAGGCCUUUCCUCCAAGUUUCAUAUCAAUUCCACCACUAGCCCAUUCUUUUAUAUUUGCAGAAGUUCACACUGUUGGUGAGUGGAAUGCUGUUGUUUUUGAACAGUUGGCCAAAGAGCUUAAAUACAGAGAAGUUCAAUGUACUUGUGUGGGGCAUGGUGCCGGGUAUCCUUUAAUUAAGCUUUAUUAUGGGGGAGCUGACCUGUCUAUCGUUCUAAAUGGGCUUAUUCAAUGUAUACCUGUGCAAGGACAACAAGCUGUUUUAUUAAGCAUGAGCAUUAAUAAAGGAAUUCCAAUCAUGCCUCCUCCAGCACCACAGUUGAAUGCCUCCCCUGUAGGGUCCACAGAGAUAAACACCUACAAGGCAGUGACAUUGGAACCUGGUCGAGAAUACUCUGUGUAUGUUUCUUUUGUCAACGAUGGACCAUGCCACUUUUCUGUUCAACUGGAUUCAAGUCUAGAUUGUUUGGGUAAACUUAUGACAGACAUGAACUCAAUUCCUCUUAAAAUGCUGGAAGAUGUACCGAUCCCUGGUACAAUUUGUCUUGCCAAGUGUGAAGAUGAUGGCAAUAUUUGCAGAGCUGUUGUCACCAAUGAAGUAGAUAAUCAAUUUAAGGUAUUCUACGUAGAUUUCGGCAACUACGAGGUGAUACCCUCCACCUCCCUCUUCCAGAUACCAUUCAAAUUUGUUUUACCUAAAGUAAUGGCCAUACGACUUGGCCUGGCAAAUUUAGAAAAAUCCACAGUCACAAUAGAGAUGCAAUGCGCUUUUAAAAAAUUCGUCGACGACCGCUUGCUGCACAUGAAAGUGCUGCCGGCAGCGACGCGCCUUGCCGUGCCAAAAUGCGAACUAUGGGACCCGCUAACCGGCACCACCGCCCUCGAGGUGGUGUACAGCGCCGCGCGAAACGCAUACCCAGAACCCAUGUCCUUGAACAGAGGCUUCAGCCAGCCCGUGAAAGUCAGCUUCGUCUACAGCUGCAACCGAUUCUACGUGCAGCUGUGCAGCAAGGAGGAAGAACUGCUGAACAUGAUGUUGGACUUGCAAAACAACUGCGCGUCCAGCGAUUGCAUGGAUCCUUCGACUUUAACCGUCGGUCUGCCGUGUUGCGCUUUAUACGAGGGCGACCAGAAGUGGUACCGAAGCCAAAUCGUCGAGAUUCUGCCAGAAAAUGCCGUUAAGGUGCGCUACAUAGAUUACGGCAACGAGGAAGUUGUGUCCAACUCGGUGCUGAGACUGGUGCAAGGCGAACAAUUGACAGUCCUACGUCCCCAAGCCAUUGAAUGCUGCCUAAACGGUUACCAGAACAUGGGCAUCGACGAAGAACGUGACAAUCUAUUGGAAGAACUGAUACUCGAGAAUCAAUUCACCAUGAAAGUGGUCGAUAUGCUGGGAAAUAAAGCGCUGAUAGAGCUGAUUGAUGGUGCGAAUUACAACGUGGCUUCGUUGCUACUCGACAAAAUUGCUUCUUCUAAAUCGCAAGUAAGCCCGAUGUUAGUGCAGGCCAACAACAGGAUCGAGCACCGAAAGAAUAUCACGCCUCCAAAUAACAGAGACUUCAGGCAAGAACGCAAACCCGGAAGAGAAAACAAACAAUGGAACGACCGACAAAGUGAUAAACCUUGGCGUCAGGAUGAGCAGAAUAAUCGACAAAACGACAAAUUUACGAACGAAGGGUCCCCCGAACAAGGAUCAUGGAGGCAAAAUAAUAAGGGAUUUAACAAUCGAGACAAUGAUGAUAAUCGCACGGACUACAAGUCAAACGAGAAUCGUCAAAAUGAUCGUUUCAACAAUCGCGGCGGCGACCGUCGCGAUAACAACAGAAAUCAAUCCGAAUGGUGCAACAACAAGACAGGGUCGUCGCAUGGCGCUGGCGAUUCCUGGGAAACGAACAACACCAACGCGAGCAACGAUAGCGGAUACAAAGAAACAUGCAAAUACAGGCAAUUAAUCCCGAAAAGCGAUAGCGGACACAGAGAAUUGUGCAGCAAACACAGACAAUUUAGAGAUGGCAGCGAGGUAAGCUCCAGCGGCUCAGAGAAAAGUUUCCAUAAAGGCCCGCGUACGAGUUCGCGCAAUGACAAGUUCCCGAGACAAUUCGACAAACCGAAGAAUCUCUCGUUUGGCAACGAUUCUUGGAACGUCAGUGCAGUCACCCUCGAUCCAGCGCCAGUCGAUGCCAAGUUUACGAAUAUUUCCGUUGUCGGUAUCACGACAAAAGUUUCCAUCAGCUGGUUCCAUAAUCCGACGCAUUUUUAUUGCCAGUUAAAAGAUAAUCAGGAUUCGUUUAAAAAAUUGAUGGAAGACAUCCAAAUCGCAUACAAAGAUCGUAAACCUGAAUCGGUUCAAUGUGGAGCUCCCAUCAUUGGUUUAUUCCCUGAAGACAACGUUCUCUACAGGUCUCAUGUUUUGGAGGUGCUAGACAGCGGUAUGUACAAAGUCUUGUACGUGGACUUUGGCAACGUGUCUGUCAUCAGCAAAGUAUGGCCCAUCGAGAAGAAAUUCAUGAACCUUCCCGCGCAGGCUGUCUGCUGCCAACUUGUCGAUAUAUCACCCGUAGAUGGCGUUUGGUCCGACCCCGACAACUACGAGAGGUACUUCGACAAGGAGGAGUUCGAUUGCGGCUUCAUCUCGGAAAACGACAAAAUAUUCCAGGUAGAACUAUCUCACAACCAAGUUGACAUAGGCCAGCAGCUUAUCCAAGACGGAUAUGCUGUAAGCCUUUCUCAAGCAGUAACUGCCGAUGCCGUCGAUUUGAGUAUUUUGCUCAACCAGCAGUUCAGAUGUGUCCUUAAAAGCGUCAAUAACUUAUCCGACGUCAUUAUAGCUCUGUAUUCAGGGUUUUUAAUCAGCUGCAAAGCUCAUAACUUGGAGUCUGCCACCGAGACCUUCGAGGACACCCUCAAGGCUAACAUAGAGCUUCCAAUGAUUAUUUAUGUGGAUAACGUCUUGGGAAAUACGCUUGAAGUAACUUUCUAUGAUAAUGAAGGUAACAAGAUUGUCAUUGUUAACCCUGAUGAAGGUGCUUUCGACACAGUGGAAUCUCUCUGCCCCUACAUGGUCACCUCUCCUACAAUCUACGGUUUUGUUUCCCACGUGGAAGUCGCGUCCGUUUUCAUUCAGUCUCAAGAGGUGGCCGAGACCGUAGCUUAUCUGCUCGAAAAGUUGUACGAAGCUUACAAUGCGUCGACGCAAGAAUCCCCGAUUAUUCCCGAAGAAGGUUUCGUCUACGCUGUCCUCAGCGAAGACGAAAACUGGUAUAGAGGAAAGGUUGUCAGCUUUGACGAUGAAAAAGCUCUCGUUAAUUUUAUUGACUAUGGCAACAACGAGAGUGUACCGUUUAAGUCUUUGAGAGAUUUGGAUGCCCAGUUCAACGAGAUUUCGAUUUGUGUUAUCGAGGUUGCUGUAUCAGCACCAACUGAAAAUCUAACAGAGAAGGAUGUGACCGCAACGAUUUUCUACGGCGAAAACGGCUGGGAAGGCGAAAUUGUAGCUCAAGAACAAGAACCUGAACUUAAGUCGAAUGAGUUGGUUUUUGAACCAGAAGAAAUUCCGGCAGCACCCGUACAAGAAGAAUACAUCCAAGAAGAACCCAUUCAGGAAGAACCACAGCCACCCAUUCAGGAAGAAUGUCUUGCAGACGCCGUAACGGUUGAACCCGAAUGCAUAAACGCUUCUUUGGGUAUUUCCGUGUAUGUUAGUCACGUGGACAGUCCCAGUGACUUUUACGUUCAGCUGUCCGAAGCUUUGGACGACAUCGAAGAGCUGCAGACGCAGCUGCAGGAGCUGGCGCCGGAAAUGCCCGUUCUGGAAGCACCGGUGGCCGGCGUAAUGUGCGCAGCUCCUUACUCCGUCGACCAACAGUGGUACAGGGCGCAGGUUUUGGACGCGGACGAGGACAUAACCACGGUGAGGUUCGUCGAUUACGGGAACACCGACGUGAUAGACAACAAGGCCACGCAGAUCAAGGCGCUGCCGCCGAAUUGGCUGAGUACGGCCGUGUACGCCACCAGGUGCGGCUUGAAGCUGAAACCCGUAGAAGAGGAGUGGAGCACCGAGGCCCACGACCGUUUCGUCGGACUUUGCGAGGGCGACGUCACCGCCGAGUUUCUGAAUCAGGACGAGAAGAUAAAUUACGUCGAGCUUUAUCUUGGAGACGGAAAGAUAACCGACGUGCUGACCGAAGAACGUUUGGCGCUCUCGUACGAGUUCGUCGAGGAAUCCAAAGUGACGUGCUUCGCGAGCCACAUAAACUCGCCGUCCGAGUUCUGGAUCCAGCUGGAGAACUGCGCCGACGAGCUGGAAAGGAUCGCCGAGCAGCUGUCGAACGCGCACGCGUUCCCCGAGCUCGAAGACCCGGCGCCCGGAACGCUCUGCGCUGCUUUAUUCGACGACGACGGCAUGUGGUACCGCGCGCGCGUCCUCUCCAACACCGUGGCCGGCGUCGAGGCGCUCUUCAUCGACUACGGCAACUCGAGUCUGGCCGAGAACCUGCGGCAGAUACCCGAGGAGCUGGUGGUGACCGCGCCGCUCGCGCAGAAGUGCAGCCUGCAGCGGCCCGAAGGCGUCGACGAGUGGUCGCAGGAGGCCACCGACAAGUUCAACGAGAUCGCGGCCGACGGCCAGACCAUCUUCACCAUACGCAAAAUCUCGACCGGCGAGACUUCUCUGGUGGAGAUGUUCGCCGACGGAGCGAACAUUCUGCACGCUUUGGUGCCCGUUACCGAAGAAGGUUACCUUAGAAAUUUCGAAAAUGCGAAUAGCUUUGCCAUUGAAAAGAAUGGACACAUUUUGCCGGAUAAAUUCAGAUUGGAAAGCGAUGGAGCAUCUUGGAGCGAUGAGUGCGAGGAGUACUUUAAGAGUAUCGCAGACAAAGGUGAGCCGCUACAAAUCCUGUUUCUCCCAGAAAAUACAGUAAGAUUGUAUUUAAAUGGAACAAAUAUUUUAAGAUUGAAGCCAAAAAGUGACAAGAAAAUAGAAUCAGUUCCGAAUGAAACGGUUGUUGAAGAUAUUGAUUCUGAAAAUAUUUCUUUGAAAAACUCAGAUGAACAGACAGCUGAAAACAUUUCUUUGAAAAACUCAGAUGAACAGACAGCUGAAAACAUUUCUUUGAAAAACUCAGAUGAACAGACAGCUGAAAACAUUUCCUUGGAGGAGGAAAUUAGAAAUCUUGAGAUUAAAAAGGUAGAAAUUGAGGCACAAAGCAUUGUUGCAGAAAUUAUUGAUAAAGUUACAGAUGUGACAGAUAAUAUUGCAGCUAAUGAAGACCCAAGUAAACAAGAAAAAGUAUGUGAUGAAAAAGAUAUUAAUGAAAGAUCUGAAGAUAAUGUUGCAGAAAUGUACAGUGUGGUCGAUGAAUUGGUUAAUUCUAUUGAAGAGUGUAGUUCUAAAAACAAUAUUACAGAAAUGUCACAUGUUAUUGAUGAAAUAGUUGAUGCUAUUGGCAAAGAUUCUACAUGUGAAGAAGAGAUGUCUAAUGUAGUAAAUGUUAUUGAUGAAAUAGUUGAUGCUAUUGGCAAAGAUUCUACAUGUGAAGAAGAGAUGUCUAAUGUAGUAAAUGUUAUUGAUGAAAUAGUUGAUGCAAUUGGUGAAGAUUCUACAUGUGAAGAAGACAACAUUAAAGAGAUGUAUAAUGUAGUAAAUGACAUAGUUGAUGCUAUUGGAAAACCUACAGGUGAUGUUGGUGAUAAAGAUGACAGUGUAAAAGACGGUAUUAAAAGUAAUAAUUCAAGUGAAAAUAUAAAUGAUUCCAAACCUGCAGCUACAGAAGUUUAGGAAAGAAGAUUGAAAUUCAUUUUUUUAUGUUGAAUACAAGUUUGUUUUAAUGAACACCUAGAACUAGAUGAUUUUUAUACAAUAACCAUUAAACUAAACGUUUUUAUUAGUGCUAUACUUUUUAAUAUUUGUUUUAAAGUUACUCGAUAGUUUUAAUUUGUUAUGAUUUGAACUUUUGGUUUUGUUUUUAACUCGUUUAAUAAAUUUGUAAUUGUUUGUAGUUAUCUGAUACUGUAGAA
Molecule: messenger RNA, 6447 nt
Organism: Brassicogethes aeneus
Lineage: Eukaryota; Metazoa; Arthropoda; Insecta; Coleoptera; Nitidulidae
Source: the annotation of a GenBank genome assembly